AAAUCAAAUCUUUGAUUUAUUCAUUUAUUGUUCUCACAAUAGUAUCUUAGUUAUUGUUUCCCAGCAAUAAUCUAAGUUGCUUUAUCAUUCUAACCUCAAUACACUUACAAUAGACAUGUUAAUGUUUAUAAUCACUAGAUUCAGUUUGCCUCUAAUUUCAACCACAUCAUUAUUUAGUGCACAAUGAAUUAUCAUAACUGAUCUGUUGUAUUGUAUGGGACUAUUGAGAUAAUGAAUUUUAUAUACGAUUUACCUGAACGACUUUUAACGGUGAAAUCAUUCUUUCCAGUUAUUCAAUCUUCAAAAUUCAAGCAAUAUUUAGAUGAUUGUUUAACCAAUAGAAAACAAUUAGUUGUUGAACAAUUUCAAACAAUAUGUUUUAAAAGUUAUGAAUUGGAAAAAACCAACGAAUUAACAUAUCAUGCUGCAGUUCAUCCACAGAAUUACUAUUUAAAUCGUUAUAAUGAUAUAUUAGCUUAUGACCAAACACGAAUUGUCUUAAAAAAUACAAACGAUCAGAAUCCAGUAACAUUUUCUGAGCUAUCUACAAACUUGACUGGUUAUAUCAAUGCUAAUUUUAUAAGAUCUAUUGAAGUACCGCCUUCAGAUGAUACUUUACUACGAGCAAAUGACCAUUGUGAAUUUAUUGCUACACAAGGUCCACUUAAACAAACAAUUGGAGACUUUUGGCAUAUGGUUUACAUGUAUAAAUGUCCAUUUAUUGUUAUGUUAACAGGGCUUCAAUAUAAUGGUCAAACUAUUUGUGAUUUAUACUGGCCGGAGAAAUUAAACGUUCCUGAGCAUUAUAAAUCCACUGGUUUUGAAAUAUCAGUUACAUUACUUGAAACUAACCAGUCGGAUUGUUUCAUCAAAAGAAUUCUCAACAUUUCAAUGUCAAAUAAUUCGAAUGAAUCACACAAUGUAACUCAAAUACACUUCACAGAAUGGGAAAAUUUCAGUGUACCAACAAUUACAGAUAUGGAUAAACUUGUGAAAGAAUAUGAACAGAAUUAUCAAUCUCUUGUUUAUCAUCAACCUACUACAGCCUCAAUUGGACCAACUGUUGUACAUUGCAGUGCUGGAGUUGGUCGAACUGGAACAUUUAUUACUGCUCUUAUCGUUCGCAAACAUCUUCGAUCUGGCUGUCAUUGGAUUAGUCUACCAAGUAUAGUUUUAAUGCUGAGACUCUGGCGUUACUGCAUGGUUGAGUUGACAGAACAAUACCUAUUCCUACAUGAGUAUUUUGCAUAUAUUUUGAGUCAAGAAAGAUAUUGCCAAAGUAAAAUACAAACAAAUUGAAGAAUGAUUAUUGUAUGUACUAAACUAUAAACGACGAAUAUACUAUUGUCAAUGUGUGAACUGGUAAUUUAAAUUAGUUACAUUGAUUACAUUUUUCCACCUUAAAACAAGAAAUCCUGUAUUGAUCAAGGUUUUCUUUUCAAAAUAUUCAGUACAAGUUUUUGUACAUAAUUUACCAAUCUAAUUCUUACAUUUAUUGUUGUUUACAAUAUAUUAGUAUGUUGUUU
Messenger RNA from Schistosoma rodhaini, 1526 nucleotides. The record is from the annotation of a GenBank genome assembly. Lineage: Eukaryota; Metazoa; Platyhelminthes; Trematoda; Strigeidida; Schistosomatidae.